Molecule: messenger RNA, 741 nt
Organism: Naegleria gruberi
Lineage: Eukaryota; Heterolobosea; Eutetramitea; Acrasida; Naegleriidae
Exons: 2
Coding region: 1-741 (246 amino acids)
Source: RefSeq, a predicted model, not a curated record
AUGAUUGGAAUUAUUUGGUUUGUUACUUUAGUUUUCAUUGAAACCUUUCGAUUAUCGAGUGGAUUAUUGAACUCUAAAAAGAUUCGUUACUUUACAAAAUCUGUUACAAUUUUAACAAUUGUAAACUCGGUUGGCUUGAUUGUUGUAAACUUGACAGGAACAAUAUUGACAAUUUUACAAAAAUUGGGAAUGGUUUCGGAUGAUUUGACAAUGUACAUUUAUGGAAUUUGUAUUUUAAUGUUUGUUGUUCAAGUCUCUAUUCAAAUUUCAAUGUUAAUUGCUGCUGCCACAAUUGUUUUGAGAAUUAUUUCACGAUUGUCAGAAGAUAAGCAGAAGAAGAAACAUUCUGUAAUUAAAGUUCUUAUAUUACAAUGUGGAUUAUUCGGAUGUUUCAUUUUUGAGGCAAUAGCUUUCGGAUUUGGAAUAGCUCAGGAAGAUCCUGAACUUUCUCAUUUAGCUCUUGGAUACUCAACUCUAAAUACAGCUGGAAUUUUAGUGUUUGCGUUUACUGCACUAGCUCUAUAUUCACCAAUUCACAUCCUUAAAAAGGAUUACGAUAAUCAUAGCGGAACAUUGAGCAUGAAAUCGAAUAAUAUUUCAUCUUCUAGAAAUAGAACAAGGAAAUCUGCAGGAGGAACCCCCAAUUCCACUAGAAAUAGUUUACAUUUGGAGGAUUCACCUGUUGUGAGCGACAAAUCAAACCAAUCUCCACUUGAAACUCCAACCAAUAAUAAUAUUUAA